Molecule: messenger RNA, 910 nt
Organism: Oreochromis aureus
Lineage: Eukaryota; Metazoa; Chordata; Actinopteri; Cichliformes; Cichlidae
Gene: micos13
Product: mitochondrial contact site and cristae organizing system subunit 13
Exons: 4
Coding region: 142-483 (113 amino acids)
Biological process (GO): cristae formation
Cellular component (GO): mitochondrial crista junction; MICOS complex
Source: RefSeq, a predicted model, not a curated record
UUUAUUUACACAACACUGGUGCACACGGAUCAUCAAGCAGGGUUGUCCUUCAGUGAAGCUAACCAGCUAGCCUGAUCUACGGCUCAUUGUCAGAGUUCUCGCAAUAACAGCUUCUUAAAGGAGAAUAGACCGCGCUGAACGAUGGCGACGAGGAUUUGGCCUGUUAUGAAACUGGCCACCAAGGUGACCAUUGCAGGAGGAGCUGUCUAUGUUGCCUAUGACUCUGGUCUCUUGGGAAACAGUGAACAGGGCUCAGAGGCUCUGCAGAAGGCCAAAGCAGUAAUCCCACCCGCCAUGGAGGAAUGGAUGAAGUACUUUGGUGUGGAGGCUCAGCUUCCAACCAUACCUAAGAUUGAGUUCUCUCCUGUGGACGCGUGGAAUUCUGGCGUACGGUGGACGAUUUCAAAUCUCUCUGAGGCCCCGACAAAAGCCACUGAAUACACAAGUCAGGGGCUGCAGUACUUGAAGGACCUCACAAAGUGAACAUGAACUCUCUGGGCAGCCUCACAUUAUCAGUCCUUUUGACUUUUGCACUUGACAUUACUUCUUCAAAUGUUGAACCCUGCCAUAAGAAUGAAGCAACACACAACGUCAAAGAAAACUGCUUGAUUAAAAGAUUAAAAGCAAGGAGUGUACUCUGCUGAAUGGGUACUGUGGUUUUCUAACUGAUAGUGGCCUUUGGUGGGAGAUGUACAUAAUGGGAAGAAAAUUUUAUUUUUAAGAAGGCAAUCUUUCAUUUUGUGUAUACCUCAAAAUUGUGUAUACCAAAUAGUUGCUAUCAGCACUGUCCAGUAGAGAGUGUUAUUCUGCCCUCACCUUGCCCAAAAAAUGUUAAGAAUAUCUGUAUGUGUGUAUAUAUAUAUAUAUAUGCAAUUUCACUAUUUGUGAGCAAUAUAUCAAUCUUAAAAGA